Acaulospora colombiana is the source of this 342-nucleotide messenger RNA. The record is from the annotation of a GenBank genome assembly. NCBI's taxonomy places the organism in Eukaryota, Fungi, Glomeromycota, Glomeromycetes, Diversisporales, Acaulosporaceae.
AUGAAAUCUCUGCAACACUUUACCCUGAUGGACACUUGGAAUGCCUCACAUUUGCUGGUUUGGCCGCUCGUCGCUGGCGCUGCCGUCUCGGGAUUGAUCUACGCACUUAAACCGAAAGCGAUUGGGAAUAUUCCUCAUGGUUCUCUUACUUUUCUGGUUGGGGACUUUCCGGCCAUUUUGGAAAGCGUCAAACAAGGGCUGGGCAUUGGACAUUGGAUAUCACAGCAAUCCUUCAAACACGGACCUAUUAUGAGCAUUCACAUGGGACCGUUGUUCACAAAAGUUGCCGUCACCGAUCCGGAGGAAAUUGAAGACAUACUGCACCACCGCAUGGAUGAUUUU